Molecule: messenger RNA, 1388 nt
Organism: Humulus lupulus (European hop)
Lineage: Eukaryota; Viridiplantae; Streptophyta; Magnoliopsida; Rosales; Cannabaceae
Product: metalloendoproteinase 4-MMP-like
Exons: 1
Coding region: 149-1276 (375 amino acids)
Biological process (GO): proteolysis; extracellular matrix organization; collagen catabolic process
Cellular component (GO): extracellular matrix
Molecular function (GO): metalloendopeptidase activity; zinc ion binding
Source: RefSeq, a predicted model, not a curated record
UAUAAAAAUACCACACACUUAUCUUUUCUGCAAAAUUUUCCAUGGCAUUAUAGUUAAUGAAACUGUUGUGCAACGAUUUUUCGAUCCUUUAUUUAAAGUCAAGUCUCCCUCCAAACAAGCCCCAAACUUUUAAAACAUCAUAACAACCAUGUUUCUCAUCUUCAUGAGUCACUCUCUUUACAUCAUUGUGUUCUUAUCUCUCCCCAUCACCUUCCCAACAUGCCUUCCAGCCAGAGUAAUGCCGGAACACACAACAAUAGAGAAACGGUUAAGCACACUUGAUCACUCUGCACAAAACUCCAACGCCAAGUGGGAAAUCAUCGGCAAUUACCGCGUGAGAUUCCUCAAUGCAAAUAUAGGAAGUCACGUCAUCGGAUUGUCGGAGCUAAAGAAUUAUCUUCAUCGUUUUGGUUAUCUGCGACGAGAGGAAAAUGUAACGUUCAACGAGGAAUUUGAUGACGAGUUUGAAUCUGCUAUUGUUCAAUUUCAAUCGAACCACGGUCUUUCAGUUACAGGGAAGCUCGAUUUAGACACGAUUUCUCAAAUCGAAGAGCCGAGAUGUGGUGUGGCCGAUGCUAUCAGUAGUAGUGGGAGUAGGCGUAGUUUUACGUUGCAUGGGACAAAACGGUACGAAUACUUUCUGGGAAAACCCCGUUGGACGCGUCGAAUGCCGAUGACUCUCACGUACGCUUUCUCGCCAGACUAUAUGAUCCGGUACUUGAGCUUUUCAGACAUAAGAGCCGUGUUUAAACGCGCUUUUUCUCGGUGGUCGUCAGUGAUUCCCGUUUGUUUCUCUGAGACGGAAGACUAUGUCUACGCUGACAUUAAGAUAGGGUUCUACAGCGGCGAUCAUGGUGACUCUGAGCCAUUUGAUGGGGUGCUUGGGGUACUAGCUCACUCGUUUUCUCCGGAAAGUGGGAAGUUCCACCUUGAUGCUUCGGAAAGGUGGGCAGUGGACUUCGGAUCGGAGAAAUCAACUGUUGCGAUCGAUUUGGAAUCGGUGGCAACUCAUGAGAUCGGACAUUUGCUUGGAUUGACUCAUACUUCGGUUAAGGAUGCUGUUAUGUAUCCAAGUUUGAAGCCUAGAGAGAAGAAAGUAGAUUUGCAGCUUGACGACAUACAAGGAGUUCAAGCUCUUUACGGAUCAAACCCUAACUUUACCAUUAAUUCUUUAUUGGAAUCGGAUAUCUCUACAAAUCAGGCUUUUGAUUUCAGAAUUUGUACGACACAAUUCUUCUACAUUUUUGUUUUCAAGAUUUUGUCGUUAUUAUUAUGAGUAUAAUAUUGUCAAUAGAGAGAGGUAUACUUGUGUAUAUAUAUAGGGGUCGGGUUAAAACUGUUUUUGGUAAAAAGCGUGUCUUAUUUCCUUGAUAAAUAUAAAUGUAUAU